Molecule: messenger RNA, 966 nt
Organism: Aspergillus clavatus NRRL 1
Lineage: Eukaryota; Fungi; Ascomycota; Eurotiomycetes; Eurotiales; Aspergillaceae
Product: translation initiation/elongation factor MRX8
Exons: 2
Coding region: 1-966 (321 amino acids)
Cellular component (GO): mitochondrion
Molecular function (GO): GTP binding
Source: RefSeq, a predicted model, not a curated record
AUGAAGGACAGAUUCUACGUAUGUACUGCUUGCCUGCGCCGCAACUUCUCAACGACGCUAUCUCGCCGACACAUCUCCUCAUCUCCUGCACCACCUCCCCCUUCGAAUGCGCAAAAGCUCCAGCUCCGCGACCUAUCACCAUCCGACCUCUCGUACUACUGGGACACCAGAGUCCCGAACCAAGCUCAGCUUUCCUACGCCGACAAGUUCUUCACCCCGUCGCGACACUCCCCUGUCAAAAUAUGGUCCGCCAGCAAGUUCCGCACGACUCCUCUCUCGUCGCCGGAACCUGAGGUGGCUUUCCUCGGGCGCUCUAACGUCGGGAAGAGCUCGCUCCUCAACGCCAUAAUGGGGAAAGAAAUAUGUUGGACGUCGUCGAAACCGGGACGCACGAGGGAGAUGAACGCCUUCGGGAUUGGGGGGACGAAAGGCGGCGAGUCGAAAAUCGUCCUCCUGGAUAUGCCGGGGUAUGGAAAAGCGAGUAGGGCGGAAUGGGGCAUUGAGAUCCUGAAAUAUCUCCAGGGGCGACGGCAACUCCGGCGCGCAUUCGUCCUCAUCGACAGUCUGCACGGCAUCAAGAAGAAAGACAAGGACAUCCUCAAGCUCUUCCGGCAGUACGCCAUCCCCCAUCAAAUCAUCCUCUCCAAAGUCGACAAGGUCCUCGCAAAGAAGAAAAGCCAAGUCAAGAGCGGCGCAUCCGCCGCCAACGUGGCCGCGCUGAGAAGCAUGCUCGAGGAUCUCAGACCAGUAAUCCAGCCAGAUGGCCGAGUAGAGGGCCCAGGUGCGCUGGGCGAGAUCCUCACCUGCGGUGCAGAGACGCCCACGGGCCCGGGUCAGUUCCUGGGCAUCAGUGCCAUCCGAUGGGCCAUUCUCUCCGCUGCUGGGUUCGACGGCGGUGUUGAGGUAAAGCCUGAAUCUAUCCCUUCUGAAUCAACGGAGGCCACUACGUCAGCGGCGCCGCCAUGA